Kickxella alabastrina is the source of this 952-nucleotide messenger RNA. Its product is annotated as aspartic peptidase domain-containing protein. Lineage: Eukaryota; Fungi; Kickxellomycota; Kickxellomycetes; Kickxellales; Kickxellaceae. The transcript has 2 exons. The record is from RefSeq and is a predicted model, not a curated record. Gene Ontology annotation, biological process: proteolysis. Gene Ontology annotation, molecular function: aspartic-type endopeptidase activity. The coding region runs from base 128 to 952 and encodes 274 amino acids.
GAGUGCACAAUGUCUCAUUUGGGAAGGCAGUACACAUGACUCCCGAUUUUGAUGCUCAGUUUGAUGGUCUAUUUGGAAUGGCAUUCCCAUCGUGUCAAGCCCUGGACUUGAGCCGCCAUUUUUUACCAUGGCACGCCAACGCCUGCUCAACGAAAACCAUUUAGUUUUACACUUGGUGAGAAAGGAGGACGGCUUGACAUUGGCAGGGCUUCUGAAGUGCAAGGCCAGAACACACAUCCUGGGUAAAACUGGUCAAACCACAUUUUGGGCAGUUAAUGUCAAUGGCAUUGAGGUUGAGAUGAGUCAUACUACAGCAUCAGCACCAGCACCAGAAGUUUUAGCAUAUAACCAGUCCUCAGUUUAUAAACGAGAAGUGUUACCACUACUGUCCCCUCAGAUCAGGAUACUUGAGAAGCGCCAGCUACCACUUGCAGAUGAGUAUCAAGACACCACAAUCAGCAUACGUGGAUCAGGUCUCUUUGACUCUGGAACCACCACAAUUCUGUGCCCAUCCCAAAUUGCCACCCGAAUCAAUCGUCUGAUUGGUGCCUCUGAUAAUGGCCUACACGUCAACUGCAGUGCUUCAACUACUGGUCCAAUCUUUCACUUUACAGUUGGAAAUGGGCAUGCUGGAAACAGCUUUACCAUUCCCUUAUCUCCACACCAGUACAUCCUUGGUGAUGGCAAUCCAACACAUGGCUGCAUGUCUGCAUUCCAGCCAGGUGGCCCUCAAGACAGGUGGGUUCUUGGGUUACCAUUUUUUGUCAACCGCACCUUGACAUUUGAUAUUGACAAUGGGCGCAUUGGCUUCAGCCAGCUCCAUAACAAUGCUUCAAUGUUUAAUAAUAAUGGUGAAGUCAUUAACGAGCAAGGAAGUGGAUUUGGCAUUGCCUCUGAAGAUUUUGGUGGUUACAAAGAUGGACCUGCCCCAGCUAAGCACAAUAAAUUCUAA